ACAAAAAUGAAGACUGCCACCAAUAUCUAUAUUUUCAAUCUUGCAUUGGCAGAUGCCCUAGCAACAAGUACUCUGCCAUUCCAGAGUGUGAAUUACUUGAUGGGAACAUGGCCGUUUGGUACCAUCCUUUGUAAGAUUGUUAUAUCCAUAGACUACUACAAUAUGUUCACUAGUAUCUUUACACUCUGCACCAUGAGUGUGGAUCGCUACAUAGCUGUCUGCCACCCAGUUAAGGCCCUUGAUUUCCGUACCCCCAGAAAUGCAAAAAUUGUCAACAUCUGCAACUGGAUUCUUUCUUCUGCCAUCGGCCUGCCAGUUAUGUUCAUGGCAACUACUAAAUACAGGCAUGGCUCUAUUGACUGCACACUUACAUUCUCCCACCCUGCAUGGUACUGGGAGAACCUCCUGAAAAUCUGUGUGUUCAUUUUUGCCUUCAUCAUGCCAGUCCUGAUCAUUACAGUGUGCUAUGGGCUGAUGAUCUUACGCCUGAAGAGCGUUCGCAUGUUAUCUGGCUCCAAAGAGAAGGACAGGAACCUGCGGAGAAUCACGAGGAUGGUGCUUGUAGUGGUGGCGGUGUUCAUCGUCUGCUGGACUCCCAUCCACAUCUAUGUCAUCAUUAAAGCCCUGGUCAACAUCCCAGAAACUACUUUCCAGACUGUCUCCUGGCACUUCUGUAUUGCUCUAGGGUAUACAAAUAGCUGCCUUAAUCCAGUCCUUUAUGCAUUUCUAGAUGAGAAUUUCAAAAGGUGUUUCAGAGAGUUCUGCAUCCCCACUUCCUCAACCAUUGAGCAGCAAAACUCCACCCGAGUCCGACAAAACACUCGUGACCAUGCUUCCACUGCCAACACUGUGGACAGGACUAACCAUCAGUUGGAACUUCAAGAAGCUGCAACUACUCCACUGCCGUGACAGGCUCUCCUGCCGCAUAGCUCUCAAAGCAAUUGCACAGCAGUGCCACGGUGUGUCUGGGCAGUAUGUGAUGGGAAUGUGUAGGAUACGCUUUCCCUCAAAA
Messenger RNA from Chaetura pelagica (chimney swift), 1012 nucleotides. It is a transcript of the gene OPRM1, whose product is annotated as opioid receptor, mu 1. Gene Ontology annotation, molecular function: morphine receptor activity; neuropeptide binding; beta-endorphin receptor activity. NCBI's taxonomy places the organism in Eukaryota, Metazoa, Chordata, Aves, Apodiformes, Apodidae. Gene Ontology annotation, cellular component: membrane; neuron projection. The transcript is spliced from 3 exons. Gene Ontology annotation, biological process: G protein-coupled opioid receptor signaling pathway; sensory perception of pain; neuropeptide signaling pathway. The record is from RefSeq and is a predicted model, not a curated record. Bases 7 to 909 code for a protein of 300 amino acids.